Scophthalmus maximus (turbot) is the source of this 5568-nucleotide messenger RNA. Its product is annotated as AP-2 complex subunit beta. Gene Ontology annotation, molecular function: clathrin binding. The transcript has 22 exons. The record is from RefSeq and is a predicted model, not a curated record. Lineage: Eukaryota; Metazoa; Chordata; Actinopteri; Pleuronectiformes; Scophthalmidae. The coding region runs from base 179 to 3040 and encodes 953 amino acids. Gene Ontology annotation, cellular component: clathrin adaptor complex; membrane coat. Gene Ontology annotation, biological process: vesicle-mediated transport; intracellular protein transport.
UAGGCCAGGCUCUCCUGGCAGCUGCCAAAUCGAGAGGGAUCCAUUAUAAUGCAAUAUAGCCUGAUUCAUAUCUUCUGCUCCUUCGUGGAAGCCCACAUCAACUGCCGUUGAACAGUGCUGCAGCAUUGCAACCUGAGGCAGUUUGGAACUCGCCAUACAGACCUAACGGACCACAAUCAUGACGGACUCCAAAUAUUUCACAACAAACAAAAAAGGGGAGAUCUUUGAACUCAAGGCAGAGCUGAACAAUGAGAAGAAGGAGAAGAGAAAAGAGGCGGUGAAGAAGGUCAUUGCAGCCAUGACGGUUGGCAAGGAUGUCAGUUCUUUGUUCCCAGAUGUGGUGAACUGCAUGCAGACUGACAACCUGGAGCUGAAGAAGUUGGUUUACCUCUACUUGAUGAACUACGCCAAGAGCCAACCUGACAUGGCCAUCAUGGCCGUCAACAGCUUUGUCAAGGACUGUGAGGACCCCAACCCUCUCAUCCGGGCUCUGGCCGUUCGCACCAUGGGCUGCAUCCGGGUGGACAAGAUCACUGAGUACCUGUGUGAGCCUCUGAGGAAGUGCCUGAAGGACGAGGACCCGUAUGUGAGGAAGACUGCAGCUGUUUGUGUGGCAAAACUUCAUGACAUCAAUGCCCAGAUGGUGGAGGACCAGGGCUUCCUGGACUCUUUGAGAGAUCUUAUUGCUGACUCAAAUCCCAUGGUUGUGGCCAAUGCAGUUGCUGCCUUGUCGGAGAUCAGCGAGUCCCACCCCAACAGCAACCUGCUGGAUCUGAAUCCCCAGAACAUCAACAAGCUGCUGACUGCCCUCAAUGAGUGCACAGAGUGGGGUCAGAUCUUCAUCCUGGACUGCCUGUCCAACUAUAACCCCAAGGAUGAGCGAGAGGCCCAAAGCAUCUGUGAGCGUGUCACUCCCCGGCUGUCUCACGCCAACUCUGCAGUGGUGCUGUCAGCUGUCAAGGUGCUGAUGAAGUUCUUGGAGCUGCUGCCCAAGGAAUCGGACUACUACAACACCUUGCUGAAGAAGUUAUCCCCACCGCUGGUCACCUUGCUCUCUGGAGAGCCAGAGGUCCAGUAUGUGGCUCUGAGGAACAUCAACCUCAUUGUCCAGAAAAGGCCCGAGAUCCUGAAGCAGGAGAUCAAGGUGUUCUUUGUAAAGUACAACGACCCUAUCUAUGUGAAACUGGAGAAACUGGACAUCAUGAUACGCCUGGCCUCUCAGGCCAACAUCGCCCAGGUGCUGGCUGAACUGAAGGAAUACGCCACAGAGGUGGAUGUUGACUUUGUGCGCAAAGCCGUACGAGCCAUCGGGCGUUGUGCCAUCAAAGUGGAGCAAUCAGCCGAGCGCUGUGUCAGCACCCUGCUGGACCUGAUCCAGACCAAGGUCAACUACGUGGUUCAGGAGGCUAUUGUGGUCAUCAGGGACAUCUUUCGCAAGUACCCCAACAAGUACGAAAGCAUCAUCGCCACACUGUGUGAGAACCUGGACUCUCUGGACGAGCCUGAUGCCCGUGCGGCCAUGAUCUGGAUUGUCGGCGAGUACGCCGAGAGGAUCGACAACGCCGACGAGUUGCUGGAGAGCUUCCUCGAGGGUUUCCACGAUGAGAGCACUCAGGUCCAGCUCACUCUGCUCACUGCCAUUGUGAAGCUGUUCCUUAAGAAGCCAUCAGAGACUCAGGAGUUGGUGCAGCAGGUCCUCAGUCUGGCUACUCAGGAUUCUGACAACCCUGACCUGCGUGACAGAGGCUACAUUUACUGGCGUCUUUUGUCCACCGACCCCGUCACUGCCAAGGAGGUGGUGUUGUCCGAAAAGCCCCUGAUUUCCGAGGAGACGGACUUGAUCGAGCCCACCCUGCUGGAUGAGCUCAUCUGCCACAUAGGCUCUCUGGCCUCUGUCUAUCACAAACCCCCCAGCGCCUUUGUGGAGGGCAGCCAUGGAGUCCACCGGAAACACCUUCCUGUCCAGCACAGCAGCAUUGAUACAGGUGAGAGCCCAGUGAGCGGUGGGCCAGCAGCUGCCAUGGACCAGCCACAUGUCAUCCCCAGCCAGGGAGACCUGCUGGGCGACCUGCUCAACCUGGACCUGGGCCCUCCAGUCAAUGUGCCCCAGGUGUCCUCCAUGCAAAUGGGAGCGGUGGACCUGCUGGGAGGAGGCCUGGACAGCUUGCUGGGGGGAGACCUGGGCGGAGGUGUUGGGGGAAGUCCAGCAGUGGGACAGAACUUCAUCCCCUCGUCUGUCCCCAGUACUUUUGCUCCGUCACCUACACCAGCACCUCCAGCUGUCAGCAGUGGCCUCAACGACUUGUUUGAGCUUUCCACAGGCAUGGCCAUCACCACUGGAGGCUGCACCACCCCGAAAGCAGUGUGGCUGCCUGCAGUGAAAGCCAAGGGACUGGAGAUCUCUGGAACUUUCUCUCGCCGCCAGGGCCACAUGUACAUGGACAUGACCUUCACAAACAAGGCUCUGCAACACAUGACCGACUUCGCUGUCCAGUUCAACAAGAACAGUUUUGGGGUGAUCCCCACCAGUCCUCUGCCUGUUCACACUCCUCUAAUGCCUAGCCAGAGUAUCGAGGUCUCUUUGCCUCUCAACACCAUUGGGCCAGUCAUGAAGAUGGACCCACUCAAUAAUCUGCAGGUGGCUGUGAAGAACAGCAUCGAUGUCUUUUACUUCAGCGUACUCAUCCCUCUCAACGUUUUCUUUGUCGAGGAUGGAAAAAUGGAACGACAGGUGUUCCUGGCCACCUGGAAAGACAUCCCCAAUGAGAACGAACUCCAGUAUCAGAUAAAGGAGUGUCACCUAAAUGCAGACACAGUAUCAGGGAAGCUGCAGAACAGCAACAUCUACACCAUUGCCAAGAGAAACGUAGAAGGCCAGGACAUGCUGUACCAGUCCCUCAAGCUAACCAACGGAAUCUGGAUCUUGGCUGAGCUCCGAAUUCAGCCGGGAAACCCCAACUACACGCUGUCACUCAAGUGUCGGGCACCCGAGGUUUCUCAGUACGUCUACCAGAUGUACGACUUUGUGUUGAAGAAUUGACCUGCUCUGACACUUGGUUACUCUGCUUCAUCCUGACAACAGUGUGUUAUCAUCUUCUGUCACCCGCAGCCAACUGCCAAAACAAGGCAAUUCAAACGGUUAACGUUGCGAAAAUACGUUUGGAACAUUAGAGUCUUUUUCCUUUGGGAGUACCAACAAAGCAAAUUUCACCAUGCUGUAGUUCUGUAUAAUGUACUGAAGUUAAUCAACUGUUGUUGCCUUUAUUUUGGCAGUUGAAAGCAUAAUUCAUAGAACAUAAUUAUCUUGUUCCAACUCCCCUUUUCAGUUUACCUCACAGUAAAAGAAUUUACCAUUCCAUCCUUAACUUAGUGUCUUAAUGUUGUAAAGUGACUGAUGGUGAAACUGUCCCGAGUAGAAACAAAAUCUCCCCAGUUUCCAUGAAGCCAUUGUAUUGGUUUUAUUUUAUAUGAUGUGGCUUCUUUUUCUUUUGAUUUAUUUUUGAUAAUGGCUUAGCUUCAGUUGAACCCACAUAUUCCAGUUGUUUUCCCUCUCGCCUUUAAAGAGUUGAGUCCAGUGAUGUGUUUGUCUAAUCUACAGCAGGUUUUGACUCCUGGGGGACAUGACUCACAAUAACAAACAUUACCAAUCACAUUGAGCAGCUUCUUGUAUGUAAUUCAAUUACUUCAGUUUUUGCAGCAAUUAUGACUUUGUGACAUUGAAAAGUAUUAAAUAUUGUACAGUAAUUGAAAAAAGCUUUAAGUUGGAAAAAGUAAAUGCAGACCAGAUUUAAGAGACGUUAGAGCACUAGUAUCUCUAACGUAACUAGUAAACCCAAGCACUUUACUGCUGCUCUCCACCUGUGAAUCACUGCGUUACUAACAUUCUUGGUUAAUCUGGCAGAGUGGGGGCCGUGUAGUGUUGGAUGGCUGCAGUGCACUAACGCUCUGCAGGUGGUAAAACAGCACGGGUCUUAAAGUGGCAGUAAGCGAUUCUAAAGCAACACAUGUUUUGUAAAAAUCAGCGAAUAUUUCCUUUCGGUCCGCUAGCUGUCUUUUCUGUGUGUGCACCGAAAAUAAUCCUGGUUUUCGGUUCAGCCCAGGCUUUGCAAAUUGAAAACGGAAAAAAUGGUGCGGACACACAUAUGCGAGUGCAGUUUGUAAACAUCACUCGUCGACACGUUUAGAGACGUGCUGGUGGGUGGCUCUGAACUCCGUGGUUUUGGCCUAGUGGUUAGCACGUCGGCCUCCCAUACGAGAGGUUGGCAGGUUCGCUGCCCGGCCAGAGCAGUAAAAUCACAACAACAACAAAGAGAGAAACAAGCUCUCCCCAAAAUCGCUUACUGCCCCUUUUAUUUACAACGCUACCUUUUCAGAAACCUUUCUAAAUUCAAAAAGUUAACAAAACUUAAAGCCACAUGAAGGAAUUAUAAUUGUACUGCUGUGGCACAAUUAUAAAGUCAUGUUAAAAUAUAUAAUGUAAUACAUGAAUUGUAGUGAGUGUCUACAGACUGUGUACACUGAGGGACUCAAAGACAGUCAGGAAGCUUCUGUCUAUUACAAUUACAAUUUAAUGGUCGGCAUUGUUUUCAACUUGUAUGUUUUCGCCUAUUAGCUUGGAACCACUACACAAACCACAUCAGCUAUUGAUUAUGUGUUCACACACCAGUGCCACUCCAUUUUAAGAAUAUUUGCUCAUUCAUUUUAAAUGUAAUUUUUUUUUUCUUGUAAGAGCCCUGUUUACUGCAACCACAUAGUUGUACACGGCUUUCUACACCUAUAUUUUCAUUCCUAUUUAUUGUGCAUCUACCUCUGCGUUAAUGUUGCAGUAGCUUCAAUUCUGUAAUGUGCUUUAAAUGUUUCCACCUUUUCUUUUGAUGCCAGUGUUGUUUUUGUAAUCUUUUGUCCAAACCUGUGGCAAUUUAGCCAAACCAGUCUCACAGGACCAAACAGUCAUGAAAAUUAAAUGCCAAGUUGAUGUUUUAAUACCCUAAUCUCAAUACAGUUUUCUAAUAUUGGCAGUGUGUGUGCUAUAGAACCUUAAAUUGCAUUCAAUUUAAGACCUAGUUGACCUAGUACAGUGUAGUCAAGUGAUGGUGUAGUUAAUGUAGCUGAUAAAUUUAAAUGAUUUGAUAUUGCCAUGAAAAUUAAACAAAGCCUUGCCUCUUGUCUAUUCAACAGUAAAGGCUUUUAUUCAGAAAAUCGUAUGUGAUGGUGGCACUAUUUUCAUAGAUGAUAAUGUAAAAAAAAAAAAAAAGUUUAUGUGCCUGCAUGAGUACACUGUCCGUUUUAUCCUUUUUCAUUUCGGCUGUGGGUAUGCUUUAUUUAAAAACAAAUAAUCUCCCAACUUCAUAUCUCUAAUGUAGUUUUUUGUUUUUUUUAGCAGCAUUGUCUUAAGCACUCCCACAAAUAGAAGUAUAUCCAAAACUGUUUCCAGCAAUACAGAAUGUGUGGAGAGUCAUCAUAGAAUCUUAUGAAAUGGAAUAUUUCUCACGUCAUUGCUGUAACCCCAUUGAAAAUUAUAAAUGUCACAGUAACACAUCUUAUGUCAAUAAAUCUUCGAACUCACAA